CCUCUCCAGCUCCAAGGCUGCUUCUAUCUAUUCGUUCUUUACCAUCUUCUCCUGAACAUGGCACAGUGCGUGCCAAUUCUAGUGUUUGUUGUAGCUUUCCUCAGAUUCAUGGCUGACGCAGCUGUUGUUGAGCAUACGUUCCGUGUGGGAAACCUCACGGUAAGGCGGCUGUGCGAAAACAGGGUGAUCACCGCUGUGAAUGGCCGUUUACCGGGGCCGACCAUAGAGGUCCACGAGGGUGAUACCUUGGUGGUUCAUCUCAUCAAUGACUCACCCUACAACUUAACAAUUCACUGGCAUGGAAUAUUUCAGCUACUGUCCGGUUGGGCCGAUGGGCCGAGCAUGAUAACCCAAUGCCCAAUACAACCUAGGAACUGCUAUGCCUACAGAUUCAACAUCACCGGCCAAGAGGGUACGCUGUGGUGGCAUGCCCACAGCUCCGUCCUCCGAGCUACAGUCUAUGGCGCUCUCAUCAUCCGACCCAGAAACGGCACCGAGGCCUUCCCCUUCUCCAAACCUGACAAGGAAGUCCCCAUUCUUCUAGGCGAGUGGUGGAACGAUGACAUCGUCGACAUGGAUAGCCAGGCCUUUCUAACGGGUGGCGCCCCCGGUGAUUCGGACGCAUAUACCAUCAAUGGAAAACCUGGCGACCUCUACCGCUGUUCUAGCAACCAGAUGUACAAGCUGGAAGUGGAGCAGGGGAAGAGCUACUUGCUCCGCAUCAUCAAUGCGGCUCUGAGUAAGGAGCUCUUCUUCAAGGUUGCCGGGCACUCCUUCACCGUGGUAGCAGUGGAUGCCAGCUACACCAAACCGUACGAAACGGAUGUCGUUGUCAUCGCCCCAGGCCAGACGGCCGACGCCCUCAUGGUCGCCGAUGCCCCUCCUGCAGCCAGCUACUACAUGGCUGCCCUCCCCUACAUCAGCACAGCUCCCUCACCUCCCCCACGGCCAUCCUUCGACAACACAACCACCCGAGGCAUCGUCCGGUACGAGCCCGCCAUGCCAUCGGCCGCCAGCUCGCGACCUGUGAUGCCAGCGAUGCCCUCCUUCUUCGAUAAUGAUGUCGCCCACCGCUUCUUCACCAGCUUAACCGGUCUCCUAAGGCCGGGAGACCCCACCGUCCCUCUCCAUGUGGACGAGCACAUGGUGGUCACCUUCGGGUUGGGCGUCGCUGCUUGCGAAGCGAGCCAACUGUUGUGCAAUCGGAGCCGAGGAGCGACCGCUGCCAGCAUGAACAACGUGUCCUUCCAGUUUCCAACCAAGAAGUCGCUGUUGGAGGCCCAUUUUCGGGGUGAGAAGGGGAUCUACACAUCGGACUUCCCUGACACUCCACCGGUAUUCUUCGAUUUCACAAACCCUGCCGUGAAUGUAAAUCCGGCCCUGCAGUCCUUGUGGUUCACGACCAAAGGCACCAAGGUGAAGAAGGUGAAGUACAACGCGGCGGUGGAGAUGGUGCUGCAGAACACGGCGAUACUCGGGAUCGAGAACCAUCCGCUGCACCUCCAUGGCUUCAACUUCUUUGUGCUGGCACAAGGGUUUGGCAACUACAACGCGACCAGCGCAGUGAAGAGCUACAACCUGGCGGACCCGCCGGCGAGGAACACCAUCGCCGUGCCCACCGGCGGAUGGGCGGUCAUCCGAUUCACUGCCAACAAUCCAGGUGUAUGGAUCAUGCACUGCCACCUGGACGCUCACCUGUCCUCGGGGUUGGCGAUGGCGUUCGAGGUGGAGAACGGAUCCACCCCGGAAACGACCCUCCCCCCUCCACCUCCGGACUAUCCCCGUUGUUAGAAGCAGCCCAACGAGGUUACAGACAGCGGCCGGACAAAGACGAAGGCCGCCGUCUCGACCGCAAGUUUAUUUCUAUUUUAUUAUACUGUUCGUUGCAAUAUCGUAACACUGCGUCAUUCCCUCUGCCUUCGUUGCGAUUUAUUUUGUUGGUUUGGUUUGGAAUGAAUUUUGUAAAUUGAUUUGUCC
Molecule: messenger RNA, 1977 nt
Organism: Phoenix dactylifera (date palm)
Lineage: Eukaryota; Viridiplantae; Streptophyta; Magnoliopsida; Arecales; Arecaceae
Product: laccase-7-like
Biological process (GO): lignin catabolic process
Cellular component (GO): apoplast
Molecular function (GO): hydroquinone:oxygen oxidoreductase activity; copper ion binding
Source: RefSeq, a predicted model, not a curated record